GACACUCGAGGAGGCACACGAGGCGGAAAAGUGGACGGGUGCCCCGCGCCACCGCCUCUCCCGAGGGCGCGUACUGACCAGGAUGUCAGACAAGCUCAAGGAACGCAAAAGAACCCCCGUUUCGCAUAAAGUGAUAGAAAAGCGGAGGAGGGACAGGAUCAACCGCUGCUUGAACGAGCUGGGCAAGACGGUGCCCAUGGCCCUGGCGAAGCAGAGUUCCGGGAAGCUGGAGAAGGCGGAGAUCCUCGAGAUGACCGUUCAGUACCUGAGAGCACUGCACUCCGCUGAUUUUCCCCGGGGAAGGGAAAAAGCAGAACUUCUAGCGGAGUUUGCCAACUACUUCCACUAUGGCUACCACGAGUGCAUGAAGAACCUGGUGCAUUACCUCACCACGGUGGAGCGGAUGGAGACCAAGGACACCAAGUACGCGCGCAUCCUUGCCUUCUUGCAGUCCAAGGCCCGCCUGGGCGCGGAGCCCGCCUUUCCGCCGCUGGGUUCGCUCCCGGAGCCGGAUUUUUCCUACCAGCUGCACCCUGCGGGGCCGGAGUUCGCUGGCCACAGCCCGGGCGAGGCCGCUGUGUUCCCGCAGGGCUCUGGUGCUGGGCCUUUCCCCUGGCCGCCUGGCGCGGCCCGCAGCCCCGCACUGCCCUACCUGCCCAGCGCGUCAGUGCAGCUCGCGAGCCCAGCGCAGCAGCACAGCCCCUUCCUGACGCCGGUGCAGGGCCUGGACCGCCAUUACCUCAACCUGAUAGGCCACGCGCACCCCAACACCCUUAACCUGCACACGCCCCAGCACCCCCCGGUACUCUGACGCCCACUCCCCGCCAGAUUUCUCUGCGCUU
Messenger RNA from Chlorocebus sabaeus (green monkey), 842 nucleotides. RefSeq names its product helt bHLH transcription factor (gene HELT). The record is from RefSeq and is a predicted model, not a curated record. NCBI's taxonomy places the organism in Eukaryota, Metazoa, Chordata, Mammalia, Primates, Cercopithecidae. Gene Ontology annotation, biological process: regulation of DNA-templated transcription. Gene Ontology annotation, molecular function: protein dimerization activity; DNA binding.